AUGGCGAAUGAAGAUGAAACUCCAACUCCAACCCGGGGAGUAACACUUGAUGAUUUGGCCAACAUGAUAGCCACCUUGGCUAAUCGAAUAGGAAAUGUGGAGGGAGAGAUAGGGUCUUUAAGGGAAAGUGUGAGGGAAUUGUCAUCCUCACCACGAGUUCACUAUCAAGGAAACACAACCGAACCACGACCAAAUGUCACUUUACCCCGUCAAAACCUUCCAAACCCCCGACAAGCCGUCCGAAAUGUCCCACCCGUGAAUGAUGACUAUCAAGGAGAAGUGUAUGAAGAUGAUGUGGUUGAUCUUUAUGCUAAUCAAGUAAGGGGACAACGAGGACAAAUACAAGGUCCGCAACGAGGUAGAGGUGGAGGGAAUGGCCCUAUCCCUCAAAUGGGUAGGCAAAGAGGAUAUCAAGCUCGUGAUGGUUACCAAGGUCGUGACUAUCAAGGUUAUGAUUAUAAUGAAGAACCUUAUGGGAACUAUGGGAAUGGUGGAGGUCGAGAUAUGAGCCUCAACUCCAUCAAGGUCACUCUCCCAACAUUCAAAGGGGGUAGUGAUCCCGACGUAUUUCUUGAUUGGGUGAUGCAUUGUGAUAGAAUCUUCUUGACAAAUGACAUGUCCGAGAUGAAAAAGACAUCUUAUGCCAUUGCUCAAUUUGAAGGCUUCGCCUCUACGUGGUGGGAAACUCAAGUGAAAGCGAGGAGAUUACAUGGACUUGCCUCUACACCUACUUGGGAAGGGCUAAAGAAUAUCUUGAGGCGCAAGUAUGUCAUCGAACGUUACAAGCAAGAGCAACUCAAAAAGAUAUAUACUUUGAGGCAAGGCAAAAAGAGUGUGGAAGAAUACUAUGAUGAGUUCCAACUUGUGAAGAUGAGAAUAGACUUUGAAGAGGACGCAUUGAAUGCUAUGACUCGGUUCCGAGCCGGGUUAAAUGGAGAAAUUGCUUCCCAAAUGAGACUCCACAACUAUAGUGACAUUGAUGAAACUCUUGAAGCGGCUAUUGAGAUAGAGGAGGGUCUCAAGGAAGACAAGAUCAAUAAGUCGAGAGGCUACAUAAGUUCAUGGAACAACAACAAGGAAAAAGGAACAUCUUCCUCCAAUUGGCAAAAGAAUAAGGGCACCAUGCAAGAAUUCAAGAAGCCCUUUGUGAAAAACAAUCAAGUUGAGAAGCAACCCCAAAAGUUUGCUCCAAAAGAAGGAGGUACAAAAUCUAACCCGAUCCGAUGUUUUAAAUGUCAAGGCUUUGGCCAUAUAGCAAGUGAGUGUGCCAAUCGGAGAGCAUUUAUUCUAAGAGAAGCGGGUAGUGAUGAUGAAGGAGAACAUGAGGUGGAAGAUGAUGAGGGUAAUUAUGGGAAUGAUGAACGUGGGAGUGAUGAAGAGCAAGAUGAUAUGGAGGGUGAUGGAGAUGUCACCGUUCCAAAUUGUUUGGCAAGGAGGGUGAUGACAUGUAUGGCCAAGCCUCAAGAAGGGGAGAUCACCAUCCCUAACUAUGUGGUAAGGAGAACAAUGAUAAGCAAGGCCAUGGAUGAUCCUAACCAAAGAGAGAACCUUUUCCAUUCUAAAUGUGUUAUCAACCAAAAUGUGUGUGUCAUGAUCAUUGAUAGUGGGAGUUGUGCAAAUGUUGCAAGUACGACGUUGGUUGAUUUCUUGAAACUUCCCACCACCAAUCAUGAAAAUCCUUACAAACUCCAAUGGCUUAAUGAAUGUGGAGAGUUGAAAGUGACUCGACAAGCCUUUAUCAAGUUCAAAAUUGGGAAGUACCAAGAUGAGAUCCUUUGUGAUGUUGUUCCCAUGCAAGCUUGUCACCUUUUACUUGGAAGACCUUGGCAAUAUGAUAGGUCAACCAAGCAUGAUGGAAGAACCAAUCGGUACACUCUUGUUCAUAAUGGGCUCAACCAUGUGUUAUGUCCUAUGACGCCUUUGCAAGGCAAGGGUGUACAAGGAGAUAGUGAGGGAAGUGGGAAAAAGAAGGAGUCGAGGGGAAAAGCUAAGGUGGCCUUUUUGGUAAAUCUAGGGGAUAUUAGGGAGGAGUUAGAGGAACGACAACCGGUGAUCCUCCUCACUCAUAGGGACUAUGCCUUGCACACUAACGAACUAACCUCUUCUUUGCCUAGUUCUAUUUCUUCUCUUUUGCAGGACUAUGAUGAUGUGUUUCCCACGGAGCUUCCAAAGGGAUUGCCACCAUUAAGGGGAAUUGAGCACCAAAUUGACUUUGUCCCGGGGUCUCAAUUGCCAAACAAACCGGCUUAUAGGGCCAACCCGGAUGACACCAAAGAACUUCAAAAGCAAGUGGAUGAACUCCUUGAAAAGGGGGUUGUGCGAGAAAGUAUGAGUCCAUGUGCCGUGCCCGUGAUCUUGGUGCCAAAGAAAGAUGGAACAUGGCGCAUGUGUGUUGAUUGCCGAGCCAUCAACAAGAUAACGAUAAAGUAUUGCCAUCCCAUACCUCGUCUUGAUGACAUGCUUGAUGAAUUGAAUGGUUCAUACAUAUUUUCUAAGAUUGACCUUAGGAGCGGAUACCAUCAAAUCCGGAUGAAACCCGGAGAUGAGUGGAAAACGGCAUUCAAGACCAAAUUUGGUCUAUAUGAAUGGUUGAUGAUGCCUUUUGAUCUCACUAACGCUCCUAGUACUUUCAUACGAUUAAUGAAUCACGUGAUGAAACCUUUUAUUAGCAAAUUCGUGGUUGUUUACUUUGAUGAUAUAUUGGUGUAUAGUAGAACCAUGGAUGAGCAUGUUAAUAAUUUGAAAUGUGUGUUUGAAGUGCUUAGACAAGAACAACUUUAUGCUAAUGUGGCUAAAUGCUCUUUUUGUGUUGAUGAAGAUUUAGUACCAUAG
Molecule: messenger RNA, 2832 nt
Organism: Lycium ferocissimum
Lineage: Eukaryota; Viridiplantae; Streptophyta; Magnoliopsida; Solanales; Solanaceae
Exons: 4
Coding region: 1-2832 (943 amino acids)
Molecular function (GO): nucleic acid binding; zinc ion binding
Source: RefSeq, a predicted model, not a curated record